UCGCUGUGACACGACACCGAAGUAGGCUCAAGGGGGAUCUAGGUGUGGACGAACGGGUAGGAGUUGGUAUCCAGUAGUCCAGGAUUUAUGGACGAGCAUUGACGAUAUGCAACGAGAGUGGGGCUUUUGUGGACGAGAAGAACCGGGGUUCAUCUGUUUUCGCGGCUGUGGGUCCUCUCACUCUGGUUUCUCUGUGGCUCCAGGGAGCCAUGAGGGAUGUUGAUGGUGAGAGUUGGGCUCGACUGUGAGCUUUUGGGUGGAAUUGGUGUUAGAUUGCCCUGGGUAAUUAGGGUUUGAGGGUGGAGUUGAGGUCGUAUUGGAUGGAAUUGGGGUGUGGAUGCGGGAAUGUCUGAGGUGUGGGGUUGCACCUUGGGAUGGACACAUGGUGGGAGUCGCGCUGGGUUAUGGACUUGGAGAGAAGGCAAUAUUAAAGGGGAUGUGAAAAACUCGGUUUGGUGUUGUGAGCUGGUCGGGGAUAUGGCGGGUGCAGUGAAGAGAAUGGUAUUGGAAGUGGAUGCUGCGUUGGGUUGUUUCAGGCUCUGGCCUCAAUAUGAGUUCAGAAGGUGCUGACUGUGUGAGUGGGGAUGUAAGGUGAGGAAGACCGGGUUGCAGUGGUGAGUUCGCCUUAGAUAGGAGAGGAGGUGCCUUCGACUGGAUGUGCAGUCUGAUUUAUUAGGGUUUCGUGUAUUUGGCCUAGUGGGCCCUGUGGCUUCGCAGCAGUGCUUGUACAUGUCAGUUCACAGGUACGAAAAAUCUGUCUCGUUGUGGACAUCCGAAGUCAUGCAGAACGGGAGUACCGUGCUCGAUUACAGCUAAUAAUCGAUAGGUAGAGUUUUGGAAUAAAUCUGUAUGUGCACGGCCAGAGGUGGUGGGUGUGUGGUUACUUGUAAUUAGCUCAUCGUGACGCUGUAGAGCUCGUUUCUUGUUCUUGAGUUUGCUCCUCGUGUAGCAGUCCCGACUUUUCUUCAAUUGGGAAGAGAGCAAUAUAUCCUGUUAGGUCGCCCAUUGUAUCUGUAGAUGCUACCGUUAGACUACACCGGUGAUACUACUCAUUCAAAGUUCGCUUGGCAUUUCCUCAGAGCACGCUCCUAUGUUAAAGUACGGAGGUGCGUGGACGUAAUGAGGCAUGCAGAUGAACUUAAUCCAUUUGUCUCAUAGUUCUGCAUUCCUGUAAUGGCCAAUGCGUGGCGCUCAAAUACAUGGAUUGGGCUGCACAACAGUACCAACACUCGGCUUCAGAGGGUUCGAUCUUGGAGGAUUUGACCUCAGAUUGAAGCGUUUUCGAGAGCCCUUUUUUUUGGUUCUGUGAGCAACAUCUAGUUGUGAUUGAAUUGAGGAAAUAUUGAAUGUUACUUGGAAGAGCAUCAGGUGUGUAAGGCUGCAGUGGUUGUUUCCAUUCAGGGCGCGCUAUCCGACAAACACGCCGCAGUCUGUAUGAGACUUGGAGUUUGAAUAUUGGAAAUGACUCGAUGAAGAACUGGAGAAGUGAUUAGGUUUAUCGUUUGUCGUGCGGAAUUUUUUGCAGUCUUUUUGGUCCGAAGAAUACGGACGAUUCCAGUGCGUGGUUAAUUCUGGCAUUUUCGUUCAAAUCCAUGAUCGAGGAGGUUGGCAGAGGAUGUCGGUUGUUCUAGCGCGUCUUUCGAAUUUCUUUGUUUUCCUCAUCAGCAGCUUCUAGCUUCAGUGUGUAGCAAGAAAUUUAUUAUGAUUUUGGGAUCAAGUUUUUUAGCUUCUCUUGCGAAUCGGUGCUUCAAAGUCCAGCUGUAUUUCUGGUUGAAAGGAAGGAAGAUGCAACAGUGGAAGAUGCACCUGAGAGUACUGUUGCUAAUUUAGGAGUUGGCGGAGCUAAUGCCCUUGAAGCUGUGAUAUUUAUCAGUUUUGAGAGGCUUUUAUGAUUUUUGGAAGUCGGCGAUCAUUUAUUAGCAAUUAUCGAAGGCAUGCUUAAAAACGCUGCUCCAUGUCUAAUACUCUAUAUUUGCGGCACUGCCGGGAAGUAUAAAUCUUUGAAAGCUAUUGAAGCUCUUAUUGAAGAACAUUGGAAGGAAGACGUAGCAGAUCUAAUAUUCUUUCUCAAGUUUUCAGAGCCUAUCGACAAGAUAUGAAUCAGCAUGUACAGCUUGAUUCUUUCAGUGCGUCUUUUGUGCUCUUUGCAUAUGAGGUGACGGAGCACCAAUUAAAUCGAAGAGCAAUUUUACACAUGGGAAUUUCCGAGGUUUUUGAAGCUGAGAUACAUAGGCACAGUCUUUCAUCAGCAUUGGAAUAUACCACAUCAUUUUUCUUUAAGGAUCCCAGUUUGUUAAAGGCACGGUGAUCCACUUUUUUCUUGAAUAAGCUUUACAACGCGUGCUGCAAUACGAGGUCCAAGCACGGUCCCUCUAACAUAUCUCGGGGUAUUUAAACACGUAGAGAUGGAUAAGGAGGCACAGUACAUUUACAGCCCGCUUCGUAGUGAACGGCAGACUUCCAGGCGGAGACGAUGCCUGCACUCCUUCAAGAUUAUAUUGCAGCUUCCAAAGCUAUUUGGUAACUACAUCUUUUGGAGCUUUACAUUUGAUAAUUCCUCAAGGGACAGUGGGGCUUACAAGAAAUUAUUCAAGCUAAAUUUGUAUGCAGCUAUUUUUACUAUCAUUGGAGGCAUUUGUCUAUAUGAGCUUACUAUUGAACAGAUGGUUCACGCAAUGACCCGGUCGGCAAUUUUUCCUCUUUACUUCCCCCAUGCUAUUGGGUUAGCUCUUGCCUGCAAGUACCAGGGUUCCGUUAUGAUCGGAAAUUUCCUUGGGUACUACUUCUGUCGCAUUUAUCUGCUUUUACGCGGCCCCCUUGACCUGAAUGUUAGCCGAGCUUUGAUCCUUACAAUGAUAGCAGCACUUGGAGUGCUGGAGACUCAUAUUGGGGCAUGGUUGAUGCAUCACUACUUGUGUCGUGGGGAGGCUGUUCGGAAGAGAGUGCCAACUAUCGACAAUGUAGCGCAAGCCUUUCUUUAUAUUCUUAUCACCUUCGGUACCACCUUGGUUUUCGAUUCGUUGAUCGCCGUAGUUGCCUGCUUAUCAGGAAUUGUCAGCUGGGACAAUUUCUCAAAGUUUUGGGCAACGUGGUGGUUAGGUGUAGUUGCAGGAAUGCUGACUCUUUCCCCUGCAAUUAUACAUCUGUUGGCUAUCCCAUUUCCUAGUUCUCUCAUGAAGCCACCAAAUUAUUUUAAUUUGGUUAAAUCUAUUUUGCUAUGGGCUGUUCUGCUUGGCCUUCUUGUUCUGGUGUUCUUUUUCUCAAUCCAGAGCUUCGUGAGACCGUUACCAUAUCUGGUAUUCCCCCUCAUUAUGUUCGCCUCGUUUCGAUUCAAUCGUGUGGGAUGGGCUAUAGUGGUGGCAGUUAUAUCUCUCUCUUGUGCUUGGGGCACAUUCCACCGACAUAGCUCCCUUUAUUAUAUGGCUGGGGUCCCACCCGAUUUGUCCUCGUCUAGUCUUAUUCUCCAGAUCGAACUCUUCGUAUCUGUUAUGGGAUUAGUCGGCAUAGUUCUGGCUGCUGCGGUUAAAGAGAAGAUACAGUUGACAAAUGAUCUCAACAAAGUGAACAGUGAUCUGGAGGAGACAGUUGCUAUGAGGACAAACGAGUUGGUGAAGGCCAAUAACGAGCUUCUGAUCUCGCAAAAGAGAGCAGAACAUGCUAGUCACGCAAAAUCAGAUUUCCUAGCCAAUAUGAGUCAUGAAAUAAGGACUCCUAUACAUGGAAUACUUGGGUUGACUGCGCUGUUGCUAGAGUCUCAGCUGACUGCUGAUCAGCGGGAGAGUUUGAUGUCUGUGAAAGAGUGUGCUGACUUGCUUCUGCACAUUAUCAAUAGUGUGCUUGAUCUUUCUAAGAUUGAGGCGGGGCGCUUGGAUAUUGAAACUGUCCCGUUUAGUAUUCGAAAAAUGGUUUCUAGCACACUUCGCAUGAUGCAAGCACGAGCGCAAGCCCAUAAUUUGCAGCUUCUAUGGCACAUUGAGGGUGCAGUGCCAGAUAAUUUGGUUGGGGAUCCCGGAAAGCUUCAGCAGUGCCUUUUGAAUCUUGUUGGGAAUGCAUUGAAGUUUACCAAUGAAGGAUCAGUGACUGUUCGUGUGAGUUUAUCUGUACGGAAAAUUUGCCAUAAAUCAAUAAAUACUGUUGAACGUGAUGAUUCUCAAACAGUUGCACUCCCGAGUGCUAAGGUCUGUCUUGUUGAAGUCCCUCCGCUUUAUUCACGCCCUACGAAGCCACCGUCUAGGUUGGCCAAAUUACGGAGUUGGGCAAGCUGGCCGGGGCCUUAUUUCAAGUCAGACUCAGGAAAAUCUCAAAGUUGCACAAUUGAUGUGCAUGAGUUACCUGAUGGUGACGGUUAUCAUAAUAUGCAAUCAACUGAAGUGGCUCCAGCUCCAGGCACAGAGAUAUUUUCACAACCUUCUACUCCAAAGACAGUGGAUGUGGAAUUUGAGGUCCAGGAUACUGGCAUUGGUAUUAGUAAGGAAAAACUUCAAGAUAUGUUUAACCCCUUUACUCAAGCGGAUGCAUCUACCUCUCGCCUCUAUGGAGGCACAGGACUUGGUUUAUGUAUAGUUAAAAGGUUCGUGGAGCUGUUGGGGGGCACGAUCUGGGCAGAAAGUGAAGAGAACAAGGGCAGUACUUUUGGUUUCAGAGUACCAUUCCGUGUUUCUGCUGAGGAGAAUCUCACCUACAAGACUGAAAACCGUCAAGGACCAAGGCCAAUGAGAUUCUCCUCUCUUGACGCUCCUGUUUCAUACAAGCUUGUACCCAAGCUCGAGUUAAAGAGACGAGCUUAUUCACUGGACGUUCUAAUGAGGAAUAUGAAAUUCAUCAUGCCGUCCGUGGUUGAAGAGGACGAUUGCGAAGAGUCUGUUUCUACCAAGCGCUCAGGCGGUUCAGCGGCAGGGGAUAACAAGGGAAGUUCACGGAUUACUAAGAAGGCUAGAGCAAUAUUGCUGCCUGAUGAUAAGACUAAGGUUACAAAACCCUCGAAUGAAAGUUCAACUUUGUCACCUGAGAAUCAUCCUACAAGGCCUGUGAUCUUAUUACCCAACGAUCGAGAGACAACCGAAAGUAGUUUAGUGACUAAUGAUGUUGGAGAUUCAAAGGUGAACAUUUUAACUAUCAACCGUGUAUCUUCUGAACAUAGAGGUCACGUUUCUCAUGAAAGACUCCCACUCAGUGGACAAAAGGGUAAUUCGCAUGAAUUUGAAAAGUCUUGUGUUCGGCCUAAAAGUAGUGAAGAGAACUGCCAGCCACCACCAAAACUAACAUCCUCCAUUGAUGAGUGUUCUAUUGACGGGUCAGCCGUUGAUAAGAUGUCUACUGUCAUCAAUGUGCAUGAUAGGACAGAAGAAGCCACAGGGGAGAAACGUACAAAGGUUGUCACUGCCGUAGUGACCGGAGUUGACAGAUCAAAAUUGGAGCAGCCUGAUAUUCAUGUGCCAGUUGAGUUAUCACAGGAGACAGAUGUGAGGGCACCUACUAAGAGUAGAUUACCGACAUCAACAUUAAGGUCCGAUUCCACGAAUGGAUUCAGGAAUCCCAAUUUCGAGGAUGUUGAGCGACCACUUCAUAUUUUGCUUGCUGAAGAUAACCCUAUAAAUCAAAAGGUUGCGAGUAGGCAGCUCCAGCGUCAUGGGCACAUGGUGACGAUUGUGAAUGAUGGCAAGCUGGCCCUGGAAGCUGUCCAAGCGAAUCACGAGUUGUUUGAUCUUGUGCUUAUGGAUGUUCAGAUGCCAACUAUGGAUGGUCUGCAAGCUACCGAGAUGAUACGAGACUUGGAAACUAAGAGAAACUGGAGAAGAUUGCCAGUUCUUGGAUUAACGGCACAUGCAAUCCAAGGUUACAAAGAGACGUGCCUUUCCCACGGUAUGGAUGGUUACUUGGGUAAGCCAUUUGAGAUCAAGCAGCUGCUUAGGCAAAUGCGUGAGCUUUUGUCCACUCAAAGAAAUCUUUAGAGAAGGUGGGUCAUGAUUCCACUGGGAUGUUUAUAACGAUUUGUGCUGUUAACAUUUUAGAUUUCUUGUCAGCUUCGGUGCCACACCCUUAUGAUUUUGUGACGAAUUCUUGCAAUUUUUCCUUGGGAGUUGUAAUAUUUUAGGUGGUGAAUGCGACAACUCAAGUGAAAUCAUCGCUGCAUUUCAUGAUUCUGUGCAUAGCGGUACUGCCAGUGGGUUUAUGAUUUUUUAGAGCCAGAAUAUGGUAGGAGCAUUAAUGUGGCAAUGCAUCAGGAGGCAGAUGGCUCAUUGUCAACUAAGGUUCUUGAAGCUCGAGAUUAACUCGAAUUGUACAUAUCAAAGGUUACUUUAAAUCUCUUCAAGUAAGUCUGAUGUGCCGGUUCUUUCUGUAGACUACUCUGUUGAGGUUGCUUUUAACGUUUCAAUUCAAUGUGGACUUCAGUAAUUCUAAGUAAUUUUAAGUAAUGUUGACAAUAUUGAAUCGAUCAUCCGUGAAGUCGGAGGAAAAGAAAUCUGUCGCCUACUUUAGCGCUAUGUGCGUCCAUUUUGAGGUCCAAGAAAUCAGAUUUGAGGUCAAUUUUUCCAAAAGUAUGACUAAAGAGGUAUGUAGACUUUGCAAUGUUUGGUACGAUUUUUUUACUCAUAGAUAAAUGUGGGGUCAGUGUUCUUCCACUUCAUAUGAUUUAUCCAGCAGCAGCCCUAGAUUGUAUGGAACGUUAUGUUUAAUGAUCCCAAAUGUGCUACUUCUGAGUUCAAAUAAAUUACUUAUUAAAUGCGCUUUCCUC
This is a messenger RNA of Physcomitrium patens, 6736 nucleotides long. Its product is annotated as histidine kinase CRE1. Gene Ontology annotation, biological process: phosphorelay signal transduction system; phosphorylation. Gene Ontology annotation, molecular function: phosphorelay sensor kinase activity. The record is from RefSeq and is a predicted model, not a curated record. NCBI's taxonomy places the organism in Eukaryota, Viridiplantae, Streptophyta, Bryopsida, Funariales, Funariaceae.